ACACGACCGUGGUAUCCCCCAUGUACCAUCAGGGUUCCACGAUCGAUCGUAGUGGCCCCACUUCUUCUUUCUCUCCAAUUUAAACUCUUGCAGCGUCCGGAGAAACGUUUUUCCUCCAGUUGCCACCGACCGCGUUGGACCCGGUGCGAAAUCAGUAUCCGUGACUUUUCCGUGAAAAUUGUUCAGUGUCUAGUGAUAAGGGGGAGCCGAGCAGCCUCCCUGAUCGUUUUUGGAUUUGUUACUGUCUUUGUUUAACGUUUUUUAUUUCGAUAAAGGUCUGUGGAAAGCAGGAAAUUAUUUUAGUAAAAUGGAUGCGAUGGAGGCUAAUCAGUUUAGGGAGUUCGGAAAGACGAUGAUAGACUACGUCGCCAAUUAUCUGGAGAAUAUAAGGGAUAGGCGCGUGCUUCCAACAGUAGAACCAGGGUAUUUACGUCCUUUAAUUCCUAGUGAGGCACCACAAAAACCAGAUUCCUGGAAAGACGUUAUGGAUGACAUUGAAAGAGUCAUUAUGCCCGGAGUUACUCAUUGGCAUUCACCGAAGUUUCAUGCCUAUUUCCCAACAGCAAACUCGUAUCCUGCUAUUGUAGCCGAUAUACUCAGUGAUGGUAUAGCCUGUAUAGGAUUUUCAUGGAUUGCAAGUCCCGCUUGUACAGAACUAGAAGUCGUAAUGAUGGACUGGCUGGGGAAGAUGAUAGGUCUCCCCGAGGAAUUCCUGGCCUGCUCCGGGGGUAAAGGGGGUGGUGUUAUACAGGGAACGGCGAGUGAAGCUACUCUAGUUGCCUUACUUGGAGCCAAGGCACGUGCUAUUCAUCAGGUGAAGAAAGAACAUCCAGAUUGGAGAGAUGCGGAUAUUGCCGAAAAAUUGGUUGGAUAUACUUCCAGUCAGAGUCACUCCUCUGUGGAAAGAGCUGGUCUUUUGGGUGGUGUCAAAUUGAGAGGUCUACCCACUGACGACUCCAACAGGCUCAGGGGAGAUACCUUGGAGAAGGCUAUCAAGGAAGAUCGUGAUGCCGGCCUUAUUCCUUUCUAUGCUGUCGCCACCCUAGGAACAACCUCAUCCUGCACCUUCGACAACUUGGAAGAGAUUGGCCCAGUGUGCAACGAUAACAACGUAUGGCUACACAUCGAUGCAGCAUACGCUGGUGCUGCUUUCGUAUGCCCCGAAUACAGAUAUCUCAUGAAGGGCGUAGAAAUGGCAGAUUCCUUCGAUUUCAACCCGCACAAAUGGAUGCUGGUCAAUUUUGACUGCUCCGCCAUGUGGCUCAAGGAUCCCAACUGGCUAGUGAACGCUUUCAACGUGGAUCCCUUGUAUCUUAAACACGACCAACAAGGUUCGGCCCCCGAUUACAGACACUGGCAGAUACAGCUCGGCAGAAGAUUCAGAUCGCUCAAGAUAUGGUUCGUACUGAGGCUCUACGGCGUCGAGAACAUACAGAAGCAUAUAAGGAAGCAGAUAGGCCUGGCACACUAUUUCGAGAAGUUGGUCAAGUCCGACGAGAGAUUCGAGGUAACUGAAGAAGUUUUAAUGGGAUUGGUCUGCUUCCGGCUCAAGAAUGAAACGAAUGAGGUGAAUGAGAGAUUACUGAAGAGGAUAAACGCCAGGGGUACCAUCCAUUUGGUGCCUUCAAAGAUCAGGGAUAUGUACUUUUUGAGGAUGGCUGUCUGCUCUAGGUUAUCUGAGGAGUCAGAUAUGGAAGUAACAUGGAAGGAAGUGCGAGAAUCUGCUGAUGAUGUCUUGGAGAAGAAAGUGAAUGGAUUUUAGAUGAAGCCACCCUCAGGUUUCAUUUCUGGCAAAUAAUUUAGGCGAAUUAUUUAUAAGUUAUUUAUUGCAAUAAAUGUAUAUAUGUACGUGCCGAAAAAGACCAAUAUAAAAAUACAUAGAUUAUACAGUGUAAAAUCGAAUAUAAUUGUUGAAUCAU
Messenger RNA from Coccinella septempunctata (seven-spotted ladybird), 1919 nucleotides. Its product is annotated as aromatic-L-amino-acid decarboxylase-like. Gene Ontology annotation, biological process: amino acid metabolic process; serotonin biosynthetic process; catecholamine metabolic process. The record is from RefSeq and is a predicted model, not a curated record. Lineage: Eukaryota; Metazoa; Arthropoda; Insecta; Coleoptera; Coccinellidae. The transcript is spliced from 8 exons. The coding region runs from base 308 to 1762 and encodes 484 amino acids. Gene Ontology annotation, molecular function: aromatic-L-amino-acid decarboxylase activity; pyridoxal phosphate binding.